Molecule: messenger RNA, 640 nt
Organism: Symphalangus syndactylus (siamang)
Lineage: Eukaryota; Metazoa; Chordata; Mammalia; Primates; Hylobatidae
Gene: LBHD2
Product: LBH domain containing 2
Source: RefSeq, a predicted model, not a curated record
GAGCGCGGAGCCAGCGGAGCGCGGAGGCCCCAGCGCCAGCACCCGCACGGGCGUCCUCGUGCAGCUUAGUGGUGCAGUGGCAGCAGCAUGAGCACCCCCCGGCCUGCUCCACCACAGCCAGGCACUGCUGAUGGGGCUGGAGGCCCAGCAGGGAAGGCUGUGGCGGGUGUCCGGGAGAAGGGCCCUGGACUGGGCCAGCGGCUGCCCUCAAUCGUGGUGGAGCCCAGCGAGGCGGACCCUGUGGAGAGCGGGGAGCUGCGCUGGCCCCUGGAGAGUGCCCAGAGGGGCCCCUCUCAGAGCUGGGCUGCUGCUGCCUCCUCACCGAGUCAGCCCGGAGAGCCAGGGAAAGCUGCAGAUGAUGCUAGCAGCGAGUGUGCCUGCUCUGAGGACCCAGCAGCCCCGGCCCGGGGAUAGGACAGGGACGUGGCUGGGCUCUGCUGUCUGACUGCUGAGGGCCUGUGCCCCAGGGUGGCCGGGCUGAUGCACAGGAGGGCCAGGCCUGCCCAGCCGGGAAAGCCCAGAGGCUGCUUCCUGUCUCACCGGGUCUGGCCAGGACCGCAGCCCUGCCCUGUCCUGCCCAUGGCCCAGGUCUGGAUCACAUCCCGCCUUGUUCCGUGGUUUGAAGCAGAAAUAAAGGCAC